AUGGCAACGCCGACCCCCACGCCGAGAUCUCUGCCGACUUCGAUGCAAAUCCGCUCCAACUCCACCUCCCAUGUCAGGGUGGUCGUGAGGGUACGCCCUUUUCUCCCUUCGGAGCUCGAAUCCAAGGACAAGGGCCCCGUCCCCUGCAUCUCUGUCCUGAACGCCGACUCCGACCCCCGGUCCGGAGAAGAAAUCACCGUUCACAUCAAGGACCAGUGGACGAGGUACUCGCAGAACUUCUUGUGGAUUUUACGUUGAUCUGUGGCAGCCAUCUGAUGUCUCCCCUCUUUGCUCCUCCGGUCGGUUUGAAUCUUCAGUCGGAACGAGUGCUACAAGUUGGAUUCCUUCUUCAGCCAAGAAAAUGGACUGGACAGUAUUUUUCAUGGAGAGGUCAGCAAUCUGAUUUCCGGUGUUUUCAAAGGCUCCAAUGCAACGGUCUUCGCCUACGGAGCGACAGGUAGCGGAAAGACCUACACCAUGCAGGUAGACGACAGCUAUUUUGUACUCUCAAGAAGUCUUCCUUCAUCCCCCACUACUAUUACUUUGAUCACGGAGUUCGCCAUUUUUUGAAAACAACGUAGGGCACAGAUCGUCAACCAGGUCUCAUCCCGUUAUCUAUGUCGAGAAUCCUCUCCUCGUGUGAGAGUUCUGGAAGCUCGAUCGAGAUUGCUUACUACGAAGUUUACUUGGACCGAUGCUACGAUCUGUUGGAGCCAAAGGCGAAGGAAGUGAUGGUCUUGGAAGACAAGGAUGGACAGGUCCAGAUGAAGGGGCUUUCCAGGGUACGCCUCUGGUUGCAUCAUGGCCGAUCUCCACCCGCUGUAGCGAAGUUCUUCUGACGUUUUCAUUAUCUUGGAGAUUUGCAGGUCACAGUGCGCUCGAUGCCGGAGUUCUCUCAAAUCUUCGCUUCUGGAGUCCAGCGGAGGAAAAUUGCUCACACCGGCCUGAACGAUGUAUCCAGCAGAAGCCAUGGGGUGCUCUCGAUUAUUGUCUCUAGCGGCGGUGCCGUAGGGAAGCUAAAUCUCAUAGAUUUAGCAGGUUUUACCCAUCUCAGACAUUCGAACUUCAGCGUAUAUCAUCGAACACAACGAUCGUUCUAAUUUAGUUUCCCUUAAUCGACUCUAUCAGGCAAUGAAGACAAUAGGAGAACCGGUAACGAAGGAAUCCGGCUCCUGGAGAGUGCAAAGAUCAACCAGUCUCUCUUCGCCCUGUCGAAUGUUAUAUAUGCUCUGAACAACAAUGAGCCGCGGAUUCCCUACAGAGAGAGCAAGCUGACACGCAUAUUGCAGGACUCCUUGGGGGGGACGAGCCGUGCCCUGAUGAUUGCUUGUCUUGUAAGAGUCUAGCCAAUUGAAUCCCUCCCCCCAUUGAAUCCAUGGACUGCCUUCUUCGGCUUCUCUCUUCUGAUUCUACUGCAAUUCUCAUUUGAUGUAGAACCCCAUGUCGUACCAUGAAGCUGUUCAUACGGUCAGCUUGGCUGCUCGGUCGCGCCACAUUGCCAACUAUGUUGGUCCAGACGCCAAGCAGGAGACCCCAAGGGUGAAGGUGGACAUGGAAGCGAAGCUGCGCGCAUGGCUUGAAUCCAAGAGCAAGUCAAAGAGUGUACAGGUGAAGAAUGGGCACUUCUCUCCAAUAUCGGGAAGAACCGCUUCAUUGAGCGCGAAGAAACCAGGCUCAGCUCGACCAACCUCAAGGGUAAUGAUCAAGGAUCAUGGCUUUGCCAAGGGGAGGUAAGGUCUCUUCAGCUUUCUGGUUUGCAAAGUGCUGCUUCUUCAAGAACAUAUGAUUAACUCUUGUUUCCCUUAUUUUCACGUCAUUCUCAGGAAAUUGUUCGACUUCGGGGUGCCCGUUUUGCCUGCCCAGGAAGUAAGUUGCAGCAGAAGCAUUGUAAAUAUUCACUUUUUGUUUCAAGUUUUAGAUUGAAAUGAAUUGUAUAUUUUGUCCAUAUGACUAAUCUCACCUGUCAAUUCAAAACCAGAGAUGCUCCUUGUCGAGUGUUUCGUCCGUGGCAGGUGGACCCUCGCAGGCGGAUUAUGUAGCAUUUUCCGAGGUAAAUUAAAGACCUCCGAUAAUGUAGCGUUCAUCGACGGGUCAUGUCCACCGACUGCUUCUUCGUUCCGGUUUAACGUUUCUGUGACGACCUGAUCAGGAGGAAAACCGGUGUGAGGAGGUAGCAGUCGCAAGUAAAGAGUUUUCGUUCAGUUGUAGAUAUGACAGCCGUGACGGCGUCAAGGAGUCAUGUCAGGCAAAACUCUCUCUCUCUCUCUCUCUCUCUCUCUCUCUCUCUCUCUCUCUCUCUCUCUCUCUCUCUACACACGCGCACGCACGCACUCACGCUUCCAACUUCGCCGUGUCAGUGAUUGCUAACUGUAGUUGGUGUCUUAUCCGACAGGAAAAAUCCUCUUUUGAAGUAAACUCUGAAGGGCAAGAAACUUCAAUGUGUAAUGGCCAUUCCAGUGUUUCCUUGCUGGAGAGUUUCAACAGCUGCAACAUUCUUGAUCGCAAUGAGGAAAUGAAACCAUUUGAGGUUCGUUCUGCUCAUGAUAAGACCAUAACUUUCUCAAGCAGUAAAUAUUAAGAUUAAUAGUUUCGAAAAUCUUUCUCAGAAAGUCCCUGCUGAUUCGAAGAGCUUGUGUACGGAUGAUUCAGCGGUUAUAGACUGCUUCAAGCUGCCGACACCCAUGCCUGGUAUUGCUUCUUCCCUAGACUGUGA
Spirodela intermedia is the source of this 2713-nucleotide messenger RNA. NCBI's taxonomy places the organism in Eukaryota, Viridiplantae, Streptophyta, Magnoliopsida, Alismatales, Araceae. The record is from the annotation of a GenBank genome assembly.